Messenger RNA from Ceratina calcarata, 927 nucleotides. RefSeq names its product lactosylceramide 4-alpha-galactosyltransferase-like. Gene Ontology annotation, biological process: glycosphingolipid biosynthetic process. Bases 58 to 861 code for a protein of 267 amino acids. Gene Ontology annotation, molecular function: alpha-1,4-N-acetylgalactosaminyltransferase activity. The transcript is spliced from 3 exons. The record is from RefSeq and is a predicted model, not a curated record. Lineage: Eukaryota; Metazoa; Arthropoda; Insecta; Hymenoptera; Apidae.
GUAUUGGACAAGAACAUUUUCUUCAUCGAAACAUCAGGUAUUGCCAAAGUAGAUUUGAUGUUGAAUGUUCGUCAAGCUUGUGCAGUCGAGUCUGCCGCUAAGAUGAAUCCGAACAUGAACGUUUACCUGUUGCUCGUCUCCCAUUCGACGAAUGCGAAUCAAACGAGGAAGUUCUUUGAUCAAUUGGAAAACUAUCCAAACGUUCGAAUAAGACGUGUCUAUUUAAACAAAUACAUGAAAGACACGCCGCUGGAAAAGUGGUAUGAAGAAGGCGCGUGGAAUAAGAGUCAUUGGCCAAUGUCGCAUAUGUCCGAUGCUCUUAGGUAUCUGACGCUGUGGAGGUACGGAGGCAUAUACUUGGACCUAGACGUCGUUGUCACAACAUGCUUAGAAGAUUUAACAAAUUUCGCUGGUAUCCAGGACUCGAUAGUGGGUGCCGGUGCUAUAGGGUUCAGUGGUUCGACGUUGGGUCGACGUGUAGCUGACAUUUGCAUUAACGAUUUGAGAAACAAUUUCCGCGGCGAUAUUUGGGGCCAUAAUGGCCCCGGAGUAAUCACGAGAAUGUUGGAGAAUCUCUGCUCUACGAAAAACGUUUGGAACAUGACCAUUGAGCGCUGUAAUGGUUUUGAACUCCUUCCUCCCUCGUCUUUCUAUCCGAUCCAUUACUCUAGUUGGAGAAAAUAUUUUGAGAGUCAGUACAAGAAUUCAACGAUGGAAGCGGUGAAGAAAGCACGGGCUAUCCACGUGUGGAACAAGCUCAGCAUGAACGAAAAGGUCCGCGUAGACAGUGACGUUCCAUAUGCGAUCGUCGCAAGGAACUAUUGUCCGAAAGUCUUCAACAACUGCGGAGAAAUAUUUUAAACAACUACAGACGUGCUCACAUCACGUUAAUGGAUAUUAAUUAAUUAUUUAUUAUCCUGUGAUCCA